This is a messenger RNA of Chara braunii, 2229 nucleotides long. The record is from the annotation of a GenBank genome assembly. NCBI's taxonomy places the organism in Eukaryota, Viridiplantae, Streptophyta, Charophyceae, Charales, Characeae.
CCGUGAAAAGGGAAGAGGAGGAGGAGGAGGAGAGGCCAUGCCGUGUUCGAUGAUGAUGCAAAUGGCCGGAGCAGAUUCUGCAACGUGCGUCUUGAAAUCUGUUGAGAUCUCGGCUUCAAGACUUGACGCCUCCAAUGCUGAUAAUAUGGUGGUUGGACAUUCCUUCGAUCGUCGUCGCAAUGUAGACGAUGCUACGUCGCAAGCCGUCACUCGCCUUUACCAAGACAACCUUCUGAGCGUUGCCUAUCAUCGGCCCUGCCUUUCCCGCCAUCAUCGCCGUUACCUGCCCGUUCCCGCCAUCACGGCGAUGGAUUUUGACUUGCAUUAUUUGGUCGCCCUCCGGGUCGGACUCACUCCUAAGGCGUUUUCUUCGCCGCGGUCGAUCGUGCUUCUUGCGCUCAUGAUCGUGUCCCAUUACUUCGUUGUACUCACCGACGCCCGGGUUCAAUCCUCAGCCAUGCCUGAUUACCCUCAUCUCUCACCCAGCGGCUCCUCGUCUUCUUCUCCGUCUCUUGCUGCCGUCCUUUCGGACUCGCACCGGUCCACGGAAUCGGCUUCGCCAUCGCGAUCGGGACAGAUGAGGACGGCGGGACCAUCGGCAGCAGAGGAGAUCGCGGCCGCUGUGCCAUCGGGACCGAUGGAGACCGUCCAGGAUCAGCUAUCGGGAUCGGAACCGCUGGGGGCGCUUGAGGUGAACGGUUCUCCAGAUCGCCUUCAUAGUGGGCAUCAUCAGCCGGGAUACGACAACGAUUCUUCGAAGAUGCGGACGGUGAUGUGGGGUGUGAUUGUCGCGGUCGCAGUGCUAAUCAUCAGCGCUGUCUCGUUUGUCGUUCUGUGGUCUUGCUGGGGGGGUAGCGGUAGCAAAGGGGCCGCGAUGGGUGAGGGUGAGAGUAGGGAGCUUGGGACCCCAUCAAGGACGGGUUGUGUCGACGGAGCCUCUGCAGGGCAUGUCCGACCUGGAUGUUCGCCGGCUCCGGCGAUCGUCAGAGCCUUGUCCUGCUCGAGAGAGGAGAGCGCGUUCUACUCUGUAAUCAAGCAGCAGCAACAGCAAUUGGACCGAUCGACGGAGGACGAAGCACCAAGGGGGAAGAAAAAGCCCAACGAAAAGGGAGGCGAUGGCGAUGACGACGGAGUAGAGAGAGAUCUGCGAGACGGAGAGGAACAGUUUCUGGAAGUAGUUCUUGAAGGUUCGGUGGGGAGUAAUACUCAGGACGAGCCACGUGGCGGGAAUCCAUUGCGUCUUUUUGGCGGGGGAUCAAGCACGGCUGCGCUUGGCCAAGAUUCCCCUGCUGCUCCGAUUUGCGUCCACAUUCAUCAAGAACCGGCGGACGGCGGUAAUCCUGCCGGUCGGCCAAUUGACGGGAAAUGGGCGACCGAUGAGAGAGAGAGGAGACAUGCGCCAGAAGAGGGUGUCAGAGAAAGGAGGGUUGGUAACGAGGAAGAUUCGAGUUGGGGUGCGAGUAAUGCCACGUCCGAUCGUCAAGAUAGGAUGACAGGUGUCGAGCUGAGGGACGGUAUGAUGAUGACAAGUACCGAGUUGAAGGAGCAGAAGAUCACUAUGUCUCCGAGCAGGGACAGCCUCCGCGGUGUCCUCCACUGCACCACGAACAGGUGUCCAGUAUGGCAAGAAAGUAGCUGUGUGUGGGAAGAGGGGCAAGUUGUGGACGAGGAGAGGGAGGCGGCGGGUUCAGGGGCCGGUGGAGGGAGAAAAAUUGGGGUGGCGGGUGUUAAUUAUCAACAACAAGGUGAACGAGUGAUGACCAAAAAGACUGGUGGGAAAUUGAAUGGCAUGGCAUUGCAGCAAGUCGAUGGCGGGAAAACGAGUGACGUGGCACUGCAAGUGAAGAGUUUUAGCCAUCAGCCUCCGCUAAGCUCCGGCUCCGGGCGGAGCUUAGCUCAGGUGGCGCAGCACUCUUCGGCGACAAGUGCCAAGGGAGGAACGGAUAUGAUCCGCAGCGGAGGAGGAGGUGAUGGCACAGCAGCAGCAGCAGGAGCUGCAAUGUCCUUGUGGACGAAAGAUGCUAAACGGAUGAAGGAAGAUUUGGCCAAGAAAGACCGCGGUAGGUCGAAUACCAGAAUGUUUGUCAGCCAGAUUGAGUCGUACAGCCGAGAGAUCGAUGCUGCGUAAAUCCGGCAAGAGUGUGUAUCAUUUAAUGCAUUUGUUCGGCUUUUGGAAGACGUUAGUAGUGAUUAAUUAGCUCAGCGAUGGCGAGCGCGAAUUUCACGAUG